UGUAGGCAAAAUGACAUUCAUGUUAGACGACGAUAAACAGAGGCAACGGCACGAGUCGGCGGAUCUGAUCGUCGGCUGUGACGGCGCCUUCUCGUCGGUGAGACGAGCGAUGGUUAAACUGAUUCGCUUUAAUUACAGCCAACAAUAUAUAGAGCACGGAUACAUUGAACUCAAUAUACCUCCCAAUGAAAGUGGCGAUUACGCCAUGGAAGUCAAUUAUCUGCACAUAUGGCCCAGGAGUUCGUUCAUGAUGAUCGCGCUGCCCAACCUCGACCAUAGUUUCACAGUUACCCUAUUCAUGCCAUUCACGUACUACGAGUCCAUUCAGGACAGGGAGGAUCUGAUCAACUUCUUCCGCCAGAACUUCUCGGACUCCAUACCAUUGAUCGGAGAGAAAUCAAUUGAUCGGGAGCAAUUAGUAAAAGUAUUCUUCGCGGCCCAACCCCUGCCCCUGAUAUCAAUCAAAUGCAAUCCAUACAACUAUUUGGACAAAGUGUUGCUAAUGGGCGACGCGGCCCACGCGAUGGUCCCCUUCUUCGGUCAGGGCAUGAACUGUGGUUUCGAGGACUGUCUCAUUCUGGACGAGCUGUUGGCCAAACACGACAACUCUAUCCGCAAAGUGGUGCCACUCUUCAGCGACAGUCGUAUAGAGAAUUGCCACACAAUCAUCGACCUGGCGAUGGAUAACUACAUAGAGAUGCGCGAUCUGGUCAACUCCCGGAGCUUUUUGGUCCGUAAAAAACUGGACCAAUGGCUCAAUACGCUGUUCCCCCGUUCGUGGAUACCCCUGUACUCAAUGGUCACAUUCACUCGUAUACCAUAUGAGAGGUGUGUGAAAGACAGGCAAUGGCAGGAUAGGGUCAUCUCCCGGGCCGGCAAAGUGUGUUUGGUGUCAUUUAUCGGCGCCUUCUUCUACGUUACGUACAAAACGGGAAAAUUAAGUGUUUUUAACGACCGAUUCUCGUUUGAGUUUUGAUUUAUGGUCUCUCUCUCUCUCUCUCUCUCUC
This is a messenger RNA of Medioppia subpectinata, 1007 nucleotides long. The record is from the annotation of a GenBank genome assembly. Lineage: Eukaryota; Metazoa; Arthropoda; Arachnida; Sarcoptiformes; Oppiidae.